This is a messenger RNA of Morus notabilis, 2573 nucleotides long. Its product is annotated as serine/arginine repetitive matrix protein 1-like. The coding region runs from base 30 to 2573 and encodes 847 amino acids. The record is from RefSeq and is a predicted model, not a curated record. Lineage: Eukaryota; Viridiplantae; Streptophyta; Magnoliopsida; Rosales; Moraceae. The transcript has 6 exons.
UUCCUGCUUCAGUCGUAAGUGGGUUGAAAAUGGUGGGUCGUGUAGAUGGUGAUACACCUCUUGAUUAUGCUGAAAUCCAGAUUUUUCCAGCCCAGAACAGGUAUGAGGCGAGUGUUUGUAGCAACGGAAACAUAGAAAAUUUGGAAGCUGGGCUUCUAGAAUUACUAUUGCCACAUUUACCAAAAGUAAAGGAAUUGUAUUCUAAAGGAUCAAAUUCUACAUUCAAACUUUCACUAUUGGGAAAUCUGAAUGCUGCACCUUGGUUUACAAAGUCAACUUUAAACAGAUUCUUACAGAUUGCUAGUUCGCCAGAUUUGGUACAUGUCACCAGUUCGAUUAAAGAUGAGAUGUCCCAAUUGGAGGAAGCCAGAAAGUUUCAUCUGUCUUUGUAUGGGCAGCCUGAGGUCGAGAAUGCAUCAUCAGAUACUUCAAAGAAUGAGCUUUUGCGAGCUAUGGACUUGAGGCUGACAGCAUUGAGAACGGAAUUAGCUGCUAGUUUCUGCAAAGAUGCUUGUUCUGUAUGCUCAACCAAAGAGAUUUUUGAUUUGGCCAAAUUUACUGAACACUUUGGAGGAACGGAUUUAAAGAACUCUAUGCACAAUUUUUUGGAGGUGAAUCAAGAGAGCGAAAGUGGGCAUCCUCAAAACGAGGGCAAGGGCUCAUUAACAGGCCAUUCAAGGAAUGAUGAAAAUAAGACAGACAGAGAUGUUCAGAUAUCAAAACCAAUGUAUUCAGACACACCAGUGAAGUACGGCGUUUCACCUGCAAAAGCUGCUCAGGUUGAGCGACAGACUUCGACAGAAAGUGAAGAGUCUUCUGAGUCGAGUGAUGAGGACAGACCAUCUGCAGAAAGAAGUCGAGCUCUAAUAAGAUCUGCAUCACCCAGAAGGUCAGCAUCUCCAAUGCGGAGGGUACAAAUAGGAAGAGGUGGAUCUCGCAGGGCAGCUGCAUUGACCAUUAAGAGCCUAAGCUAUAUUCCAGCUCGAGAUAAGAGUUUUCCGUAUAGAGAUUUAGCUGGAAAUAGUAGUGAGGAGGAGGGAUCUGAGCAAGCAAACAAAAAACCUGAGACUCAUGUACGAAGGAUGUCUGUUCAAGAUGCAAUAAAUCUUUUUGAAAGCAAGCAAAGGGAUCAAACUGGAGAUAGUCAAUUAAGGAAAUCAUUAUCAAAUAUAUCAAUAUCUGCAAAUAAAACUGUGCUGAGAAGAUGGAGUGCAGGAAUGGGAGAUGCUUCUGCUCCAUGCCAACCUGAACCUGAAGACUUUGGUCCUAUGACUUCUGAUGAUGUAGCAACUGAUGAGAAUUUGAAGUAUACAGCAGAAGUGAAAUCAGAGUCGGAAACUGCACCCACUGGCGAGGAGGGCGUUGAAACCCCUGAAAUUUAUGUAAAUUUAGAAAGAUUGGAAAAGAGUUCAUCUGACCCAAUAGACAUCCAAAAAGAUACUAACAUGGCUAGCGAAGAAGAGAACAGUAUCAAAAAAUCAACGGCAGCAACUGAAUGGAAUCGACGCAAGGAAGCAGAGUUGAAUCAGAUGCUGAUGCAAAUGAUGGAAUCUAAGCCUGUCAACUAUACAAAGACACAAAAUAGCAAAAAACAAAGUGUUCCUUCUGGACAGAGAGGUGGAUUUUAUGAUCACUACAAGGAGAAGAGGGAUGAAAAGCUGCGAGGUGAGAAUUCUAGGAAGAAAGCAGAGAAAGAAACUCAAUUUAAAGUGAUCCAGAAAAUUCUUGACGAGAGGAAAGCUGAAAUGGCUUCUAAAGAUGUGAAUGAUGUUGAUAAAAAUUCUGCUGUGCGGAAGUCCCAAAAAUCACUUAGAAAUUCACCUCAACCAGCAAACCUCAAAAAGGAAACUGUAAAAGCAUCUGCCGUAAAGAAGAAUUCGCCUAGAACAUCACCCUUGCCUCCCACACGCAAGUCGUGGCCAUCAACACCACUGGCAAGAGCCGCAGGCACGUCACCAGCUAAAACUCCUCUUGGCAACUCUUCUGCUGGUACUACCCCGACACGUCGGAAAACGCAGCAAACAUCAUCACUUCCUCGAGUUAGCCCCAAAGUGGAAAGGCCCCAGCAGCCACAAAGAAGUGUGAGGGAACCUCUGGUUGAAAGUGGCAAGAAUACGAAGAACGUGAAAGGUGUUUCUGAGAAGCCGCAGCAAGCACUGAAAAAGAGUACUAAAACAACAAAAGUGAAAAAGGUGACAGCUUCUGAGGAUUGUUCAGAUGUAGUCCCAGCAAAGCCUGGUUUGUAUAACAAGGUAACCAGAAAAAGCACUGUAGUGCCUGUGGAAACAAAACCUUUUCUUCGGAAGGGUUCGAGGACUACCCCUGGUGUCAGUCCUACCCCUGGUGUCAGUCCUACCGUUAACAAGACAAAAGGUCCUUCCCAAUCCGAAGAAUCUUUGAAAAACAGUGGGACUAUCACUGAGGCACGAGAAACUGAGGUGGUUGCUAGUGUUUCCGAACUGGUGAGUCAGCAUGAAGAGGGGGAUGUCACACCAUUAGAUAAUCCGGAUGCUGCCAUGGAAUUAGAAGCUCCUGUACAUACCAACCAGGGAUUUAGUGGGGUAGCCUGCUGA